This is a messenger RNA of Sarcophilus harrisii (Tasmanian devil), 1816 nucleotides long. RefSeq names its product chaperonin containing TCP1 subunit 8 like 2 (gene CCT8L2). The coding region runs from base 98 to 1744 and encodes 548 amino acids. Gene Ontology annotation, cellular component: chaperonin-containing T-complex. The record is from RefSeq and is a predicted model, not a curated record. Gene Ontology annotation, molecular function: ATP-dependent protein folding chaperone; ATP binding. Lineage: Eukaryota; Metazoa; Chordata; Mammalia; Dasyuromorphia; Dasyuridae. Gene Ontology annotation, biological process: protein folding. The transcript has 2 exons.
UUCUACUUGUCCUCUGUGACUUCAUCCUGCAGAAUUGCAAUUGAAGAAAGAAUUUCACUUACUUGAGUUUAAGGGGUCUUAACAACCCACUCCCGCAAUGGCUGAUCGGAACUCCUCAGCAAUGGAUCUCCCAAAGGUGAUGGAUCAGAAGAUAAAAUGUCUGAGCAAACAAAAGAAAUCCUUUCUGGGUAGUGUAGCAGCGAUCAAUACCUUGGCUGGCAUUCUUCGUGGUUGCUAUGGCCCUUGUGGCAGGCUAAAGUUCCUGGUUUCAUCUCAGGGGAAAACUGUCUGUACGGGGUAUGCAGCCACAAUCCUUGGCGCCUUAGAGCUAGAACACCCAGCAGCUCAGCUCCUCCGGGAAGCCGCGCAGACCCAAGCUGAGAACAGUGGGGAUGGCACCACCUUUGUGGUUCUUCUGGUCGAUGCUUUGCUGGAGCAGGCCGAAGCCAUGGUGCAGGCAGGCUUGCCCCAUUCUCGUGUCCGUGAAGCCUAUGCUGUGGCAACCGAUGAAGCCCUGAAAAUACUGCCCACCUUGGUUGUCUGUUCGCUCGAUUCUCUGCAAGAUCCAGCUUUGGCCCUCCGUUCUGCAGUAUAUACCCACUCUCUCUCCCACCCCGAAUACUUGGCAAAGUUGGUGAGUCAGGCAUGCCGGGAUUCCCGGGAGCCUGAUGGAAGCUUUAAUCCUGAACGCUUGGCAGUAUGCUCAGUGCCUGGGGCAGGGCUGGGGGAUUCGAGCCUGAUACCAGGAUUUGCAGUGUAUGGAGCACCGUGUGGGAAGAUUACCGUUGUGCUUGGAGGAGCCAAGGUAGCACUAUAUGCUUGUUCCUUUGGCCCUGUCAGUCCCCAUACACCUUCCAAUGCUCACCUUACUUGCCCUGAAGACUUAAUUAACUAUAAGAAUGGAGAAGAAAGAAUGUCAUCAACAUUAGUGACCCAGCUCGCCUCUAAGGGUAUCAAUGUGGUGGUGGUAUGGGGACAAAUAAACGAGAUCAGUCUGCUGCAUGCUGAUCAGCACGGCAUCAUGGUCGUGCAGGCCAAAUCCAAGCGGCAGGUGGUCCAGCUGAGCCAGAUCAUGGGGAUAACCAUGCUGCCUUUUUUGAUGCCUCCCCUUGUAGCAGGGGAAUGCCUCAAGGUAUAUACAAAGGAAAUGGCACUAGGACUAGCUGUGGUGUUUGAAUGGGAUUACUUAUAUGCACCUGCUUUCACUGUGAUUCUCCGGGGAUCCACGACUGAAGGACUAAAGGGAGCUGAACAGGCUGUUCAUCAUGCCAUAAAAGCCUAUGCACAGCUGAGUCAGGACCCCCGCUUGCUACCAGGAGCUGGGGCAACAGAACUGGCGCUAGCUAAAGAACUUUCAGAACUGGGAAAUCAAUUGGAGGGGCCCAAUGGUCCUGGGAUUCUUGCAUUUGCCAGAGCUCUUAGGUCACUUCCUGUAAUCCUAGCAGAGAAUGCAGGCAUACAAGGGGCAGAUAUAAUGGCACAACUUCAGGGACAUCACCAGGCUGGGAACACGGUUAUGGGAGUGGGGGAUGAAGGGUCAAUAAAUGUAACCCAGGAAGGAAUAUUUGACCCCUUCAUUGUCAAGACCCGGGGACUACGGGUGGCAGCUGAUGUGGUGUUGGAACUAGUGACUGUAGAUGAUAUCCUGAUUGCCAAGAAAAGUGGGGAGUUUAUCCACCCAAAGGAGAGUGGUAGUGAAUCAAAUAAUCUAAAACACCACCCAACCUCCCUCAAUAACAACUAACCCUUGGAAGAAAUAAAUUGGCAACUCCCUCAAUAAAUGGAGACCGCCAAGGAGGGCAGUACCACACCCAAA